Molecule: messenger RNA, 2052 nt
Organism: Botrytis sinoallii
Lineage: Eukaryota; Fungi; Ascomycota; Leotiomycetes; Helotiales; Sclerotiniaceae
Exons: 6
Coding region: 1-2052 (683 amino acids)
Biological process (GO): mating projection tip cell wall disassembly
Molecular function (GO): glucan endo-1,3-alpha-glucosidase activity
Source: RefSeq, a predicted model, not a curated record
AUGCAUCUAUCAGUCCUUACCAUUUUAGCUUCUUCAAGCCUUAUCUCUGCAAGACAUCUACCUCUACACUCACUUCAAUCUGUUCGCAAUGCAGGAUUAUUUGGUUGGUCUGUCCAGGCUUCUACUUGUCCGACAGGCAGCACAUCUUGUGGAGAUACGGCGGCUGGUGCAUGUUGUCCUUCGGGAAUGUUUUGUGCUACACCUGCGAAUUCGGAGGUUGCAGCUUGUUGUCCUUUUGCGGGAGAAUGCAGGAGUGUAAUUGAAGCAGCACCCAAAUGUGCAGAUGCCUCCUGGAAUCUAUGGGAUGGAUUGGAUGGAAAUGCUUUUUGUUGUGAAGCGGGACUUUUGGGAGCUUAUGAUCAUAUUUCUCACCGCGCGGGAACGUGUGUGGAGACUGUUGUGAAGCCUACUACUUCGGCGGUUUUGAGAUCAACUGGAACAGGUUGUGCGGCAACAUCUUCCGUCGUUGCUACUACGAGCGCUAUCUCGACUACUAUUACUUCGAUUCAGAAAACAUCUACAGUUGUUUCAGUGAAGAGCACCAUUACUUCAGACGCUAAUACUUCUGCUUCUACUUCUACUUCUGCUUCUAGUUCCGCCAGGAUUGUUGGUGAAAAUGAUUUAGCUGUGGCUGCGCCUGCUACAAAAGCCUCAUAUUCCAAGGCAACAUCAUCAACCAGUUCUAAGGUUGCAUCAAGUGUAGUUGCAACCUCAAAAUCUGCAUCUACAUCUGCGAUCGCAACUGCAGCCGCAGCGCCUACCGGAAAACCUGUCUUCUUUCACUACAUGAUAGGAGGAAUCAAUGAUACUCAUUGUGAGCAAGAUAUUAUUGAUGCUGUUGCAUUGGGAGUCGAUGCGUUUGCUCUCAAUUUAGCCGUAACAUUAGAUUCUAGCCAUUCAUGGGCAUUGAACGCUGUCAACUCCCUCUUUAAGCAUGCUCAAACUCAUAACUUUAAACUCUUUUUCUCCUUCGAUAUGACCGGAUUCAACUCUCCUUCCCAAUUCAUCCCUAUCCUCAAAACAUACGUCACAAACAGCGCAUACUAUACCUAUUCUGGACAACCCUUCGUCUCGACCUUCAACGGGGGCGCUUCAUCUUUUACAUUCGGUCAAGGCAGCGUAAACGACGGCUGGAAAAACGAAGUCCAAGCAGUCAUGGCCGCAGCCGGUCAUCCCAUCUACCUGAUCCCCUCCUUCCAAGACGUAGCCGCCACAUCAUCCUUCUUCACCAAAUACCCAACAUUAAACGGAACAUUCAAUUGGAAUUCCUGGCCCACCUAUUCCGCCGGCGACUCCCCCGUCGACACCAUCGACGACAGCAUCUAUCAAAAAGCCGCCCAAGCCGCCGGAAAAGGAUUCAUGAUGGGUAUUUCCCCCCUACAAUUCAAACACAUCGACAGCACGCAAAACUGGUAUCGCCGCGGCGAAGCCAAUCUCGAAGUGCGCUUCGCUCAAGUGCUCUCCGCACAGCCCGAUUUCAUCGAAUUCCAAACGUGGAACGAUGCGGGCGAAUCGCACUACAUGGGGAAUACGUGGCGGGAACCGCUGGUUUCGGAUACGACGCCCGAGGCCCUCUCGAGUAUCGCGUACGAUCACACGGGGUAUUGGCAGAUUCUCCAGAGUUUUAUUAAGGUGUGGAAGGCGGGGAAGACGAGCACGCAGACCAUGUAUCCGACGAAUGGGAAGGAUGCCCAGGGCACGUUUUGGCAUCAUACGUUGUUGAAGAAUGGAGAUUGUGCGGCGGAUUCGUUGGGGUUGGGGAAACCGGUGGGGAUUGGCGGUGUGGAGGAUAGUGUUACGGCAGUGGUGUUGGUGGCCAGUGGGGUGCAGGGGUUGAAGGGGAGUAUUAGUGUGGGGGGGAAGGUGUUGGGGACGAAGAGUUUCGAGCCGGGUUUUAAUACCAUGGUUGUGUCGAAUAUUACGACCGGCGCGGUGAGCAUGAGUGUGACGAAUGCGGCGGGGACGGUGGUGGUGAGUGGGAAGGGUCCGUUGGAGGUGGUGAAUAAGGCGAAUUUGUGUAACUAUAACUUCCAGGUUGUAGGAUUGAGUUAG